Molecule: messenger RNA, 507 nt
Organism: Leptomonas pyrrhocoris
Lineage: Eukaryota; Euglenozoa; Kinetoplastea; Trypanosomatida; Trypanosomatidae
Exons: 1
Coding region: 61-507 (148 amino acids)
Source: RefSeq, a predicted model, not a curated record
GUUUGUCUCUCGCUUUCUCUCUACCCUUCAACAGUCAUCAUUGCCUUAUCGGUUUUUAAAAUGGUCAGCUUCAUUGCGCUCGAGAUCAACGUGGUGAUGAUACCAGUGUUGGCAUUGUUUCUCUUGUUCUGCGUUCCGGUCACAGCUGUCUCAAAGAUUGCGGAGCGCCUGACCCGCGUGAUCGAGAGUCGCAGCCUCAAUGGUCUCACCGCCAUGUCCGCCAUGGCCAUCAUAUCCUCCUUCGCUUUCUUGUUUCACUUCCUCGAGUGGCACUCCAAAUACGAGACAAAAGAGAAGUUCGUAGACAUCAGUCUCCAGCUUCAACACGACAACAAACGCUUGCGGCUGGAGCGCAACAUGUACAUUCAGCUGACGACCUGUGUUCUGUGCCUCGCUGUGAAGAAGUGCGCCACCCUCCUGCACCAGCGGGACGAGCAAGCAACACCGGUGCCUCCUGCAGCGGCUCAUACUGCCACAGGCGGUGCGCCACAUGCAAAGACAAGUUGA